Messenger RNA from Cyprinus carpio (common carp), 1436 nucleotides. RefSeq names its product stromal cell-derived factor 2-like protein 1. The record is from RefSeq and is a predicted model, not a curated record. Lineage: Eukaryota; Metazoa; Chordata; Actinopteri; Cypriniformes; Cyprinidae.
UUCGGACUUGUCAUGCUGCGAUUGGUUAGAAAGCGUGUCAACGUUUUGAAUGGGGCUCUCGGUAUCCAUCUUCCUGUGAUGUACACACACGAGCUGAAACAAUGGGACCAUUAAGGGUUAUAUCUGUCUUUCUGGAGGUCAUUUUAGUGGCUUUGAUGUUUGGCCAGUGCAGCUCUCGUGAUCUGGACUCCAGCUACGUGACGUGCGGCUCUGUGGUCAAACUGCUGAACACCCGGCACAGCGUCAGACUUCACUCGCAUGAUGUCAAAUACGGAUCAGGAAGUGGCCAGCAAUCAGUAACCGGUGUAGAUUCUGCUGAUGAUGCCAACAGCUACUGGCGUAUCCGUGGGAAACCAGACAAAGUUUGUCAGCGUGGGGAGCCCAUUCAAUGCGGACAGGCCAUCCGAAUUACACACAUGAAGACUGGACGCAACCUGCACUCGCAUCACUUUAGCUCCCCACUGUCUAACCAUCAGGAAGUGAGUGCAUUUGGUGAAAAUGGAGAAGGAGAUGAUUUAGACGUAUGGACUGUGCAGUGUGGCGAAACAUACUGGGAACGUGACGACGCAGUGCGAUUUAAACACGUUGCCACUGAGGUUUUCCUCAGUGUUACCGGAGAGCAGUACGGUCAACCAAUCAGAGGCCAGCAUGAGGUCCAUGGAAUGCCUUCACCCAAUCAGCAUAACUACUGGAAGGUGAUGGAGGGGGUUUUUAUUCAGCCCGGCAGUGAUCCAGUGCGCCACGACGAGCUCUGAUGAUGCCACCCGCUACAUUAUCGUAGUGUGCAACUGAGAACUCCACUCACACAUGCUGUGAAACACUCUCUAUAAUUAAACCUUCAGUUUCUAUAAAGUUCUAAUUUAAUUGGUCAAACUUGUAUGAUGCAUUUUUUUAAAAAUGUCACCCGCAAAAUGAACUCCACAGACAAAUAGGUUUGUUUUACUAGAUUGCUAAUGAUUGGAAUGUGUUUGUUUGUACAAAAGGGAAUACAGUUAAAUAACAUACCAGGAUUUUGGGCUUCAAAACUGAGUUUUUGUAUUAUUUAUAUUAGGUUGGAUUACUACUGGAAUAAAUGGCAUUGUACUAUGAAAUAGUGUUUUUGCACACAUGAAAUCCUGUAAUCUUUCUGAUUUCAAUAUGGGAAAAUAUCAAAUGGUAAUUUCUGUUUUGGUUUAAGUGUUCAAUGUUACUGCAAUUCCCCCUAAUACUGUAUAUGACCCGAUAUGUACAUAAUUUGGUGAAAGCUUAAAGUUUUUGAAAACACACUGUAGGUAUUUUUUUAUUUCAGUUAAAACAUUUUUUUAAAGAACCAUAUAAUUAAAAAAAAACUGUAAACAAGCAAAUGCAUUGUUGUGAUGCCCAAUUUCUGAAUACUGUCAAUAAAUGCUGCACAUUAUCAAGACUUUAUUAAAGAUUACUCUAAAAUUACAAUCACA